Chiloscyllium plagiosum (whitespotted bambooshark) is the source of this 3913-nucleotide messenger RNA. RefSeq names its product E3 SUMO-protein ligase ZBED1-like. Gene Ontology annotation, biological process: regulation of transcription by RNA polymerase II. NCBI's taxonomy places the organism in Eukaryota, Metazoa, Chordata, Chondrichthyes, Orectolobiformes, Hemiscylliidae. Gene Ontology annotation, molecular function: DNA binding; protein dimerization activity. The record is from RefSeq and is a predicted model, not a curated record. Gene Ontology annotation, cellular component: nucleus.
CCAGCGUGGCCCGGUUUAUCUUCCUGUUUGCAGUAAAUCCCCUGGGGAUCAUGGGGGGGUCAAAUCCACCCAUAUGUAAGAUAUUUAAAUAAAGACUGGGACAAAAAAAAAUACAGGCGUACAAUCAACGGCACAACGGAGAGAUAGAGUGAGAGAGACAGGGAGAGAACCGUAAUCAUUUGCAAUCAACAGCGCGUUUGGGAAGGUCUCCUUUCUGGAAUACCAAUCAAUGUAUUUCACACACACACACACUUCUCCACGCUAAGUGACUGAAUGCCUGGCCCGGCAAGCAUUAGAAACCUCAACUUUUUAUCCACCUCUCGGCUCUGCUUGACACAUUCCACCUUCAGCAGUGUGUGUGAGUGAGAGAAAGAAAGAGACAGAGGAGGGAAGUGAAUCCCAAACGUUUGCGGGCGUUCGCUGUGUGAGUUUUUUUUUAAAUUCUCCCCAACGUGUACAUCUGAAAGACUGAGAUAGUUUUAUUUCUCUGGCCGAACACUCUGGCUCGAGAGCGGAUCUCUGUUUUCCUCCCAGACUCUCUCUUGUGUGUAUCUUAUCUGAGGCGAUUUCUUUCAUGCAACCAUGUCAGUAUUGGAUGUGCUAAUUUGGAAUUGAUCGUUUCCUGGAUAGCGGCGAGGGAGCUACCUGUAUUGUUUAUCUUUAAACAAAAAACAGAAACCUCUGCCUGAUUUGUCACUCAAGAGAAAAAAAAACCCUUGUUGCAGAUAUUUUGCCUCAGUGUCUAGUGCGCUUUGAACCUUGCAUCGGGCUACCUUGUCAGAGGCUGCUUGAGAUUUUUUUUUUCAAUAUUUUAUCGCUGUCUCCUGGGGUCGGAUACGCUCAGAUCCAGGAGUUCUGGAUGUCAUGCAGUCUCUGAUCUCUCCGGUGACAAAGGCUAUUCUAGUUGCGCUGUUUAUUUUCGCCAUCCUGCUAAUUCUUUACGUGAUCCUCUGGUACAUCUGUCGUGAUGUGGAUUGUGAUCACGGUAUCUGAUUCGGAAGGCGAAGCACGCUGAGGACGAACUGACAUUGAACAGCGAGGGAAGAAACUGACGGAACGACGUUGACGCCAAGUUAUGGCUCCACAAGCAAUGAUUGCUUUCCAAAGGCUCUUCUUCAUGUGUAAUAGUCAUAAUGAUACAGAAGAAAGUAAUCUGGCCCAUUGGUCCAUGGCGUCUCUUUAUUGGGACAAUCCUGUCAGUCUCAAUCCCCUGUUUAAUGGAUAUCUGUUAACAAUAAAUGGAUGAAGGCCCAGUGUGUAGAAUUACGACUGAGGAACCAUGGAGCACAAGACCCCAGAAGGUUCCAACUCUGACCUGAAACUGGUCUGCCACCCAAGAGCAAAAAGUAAAGUUUGGAAGUAUUUUGGAUUUGAUACCGAUGCUGAAGGAUGCAUACUGCAAUGGAAGAAGAUCUAUUGUAGAGUUUGUAGGGCCCAAAUUGCAUAUUCAGGAAACACCUCCAAUCUUGCCUACCACCUUGAAAAGAAUCAUCCCAGUGAAUUCCACCAAGUUGUAAAGAGCAAUGCUGAGCAAGUUAGGGAGCCAUUCACCUCCAACCUUUUGAAAUCUGAAUCUGAAAGCGCAUACCUGAGUCAUCAAGAUCCAAUCUUCAAGACCUGCUACAGCCAAGAUAGUAAACGGCACCAAGAAAUGACCUCGAUGGUUACCAACUUUAUCUGCGAAGGUCUGUAUCCUGUCUCUGUGGUAGAGGAACAAACGUUCAAGAAACUGCUUAAAAUGGCGGAUCCAAGGUACGAGCUCCCUAACAGGAAGCAUUUCUCGACCAAAGCUAUCCCAGAGCGGUAUCACACUGUCCGGACUGCUGUGGAGAAGGAGUUGGCUGCGGCACUGUGGUGUGGGGUGACUGCUGACCUAUGGACUGUGCAGGCUCGAAACCGAUACUACAUGUCUUUGACUGCUCACUUUGUAGGUGGUAUGGGCAGUGGUGCCAACAUUUUAAAGUUCACUUCCAAGUGUCUAGCCACGUUCGAAGUGGUGGAUGAGUAUACCACGGAGAACUUGGCCCAUGCGCUUGUUGAGACCUUUAGAGAAUGGGGCAUCAGCAAAAAUGUGUUGGGUGCUACUACCAGUAGCGACAGUGAAAAUGUAGUGAAUGCUUGCUCACUUCUGAAUCUCCCUGUGCACAUGCCAUGUUUCGGUCGCGCAAUCAACCUGGGGAUAAACCGAGCGAUCCAACUCCCUAAACUCUGCAUCCUCCUUCUGAAAUGCACUAAACUGGUCGAGUAUUUUAAAAUGACACCAAGGGCAGUGUGCAUGCUGCGUGAGAAGCAGAAGCAGCAGUAUUUGUUACAGCAUCAAUUGGUUAAUGAUUGUAGUAGUUGGGGGACCACCCUCUCUAUGUUACAGCGGCUGAGGGAGCAGCAAAUCGCGAUUGCUGCAGUGCUGUUUGAGGACAGCAUGAGUUACCAAUUGAUGCCAGAAGCCAGUGAAUGGAGCACCAUAGAUGGGUUGGUGAAAUUACUGCAGCCAUUUCAACAGGCCACUGAGAUGAUGGGCAAGUCCAAAUACCCACUCAUUAGCAUGGUCAAACCUCUGCUGCAUGUCCUCUUGAAUUCGACGUUGAAAGUCGAUGAUUCAGACUCUCAUGUGCUCAGUGCUGUGAAGGAGACCAUCGCCAAAGAGUUGUCUGAAGCAUAUGCGUUGUCCCCAGAGCUGGAGCUGUUUCUCCACUGUGCGACAUUUCUUGAUCCAAGGUACAAGAAAGUUCCAUUCCUUUCAGCCUCACAACAGAAGCAGGUCGAGAACAAGAUCUUGGAGGAAGCCACUGCCCUCUUGGAGAAGGGCAUUGAGAGUUUUGCGAAAGCAGAGGGAGGCUUUGCCCUUGAAGAGCCUCCCCUGAAAAAACGGACAGUAUUGGUGGAGCCCUACAGCACUGGCAGCAUCAACUUCAUGCUGGCAGAGAUAUUCGGGCAGGCGGGCAGCAGAGAUGAGGGCCAAGAUGGAUGGCGUGCCCAGGUUGUGGAAGAGCUGAACAACUUCAAAUCACAGAAGGUGCUGGAACUGAAUGAAGAUCCGCUCAUCUGGUGGUCUGAUCGUGUAGCCUUAUUUCCCACUUUGAGCAAACUGCUGCAGAAGUACUGGUGCAUUCCAGCUACCAGCCUCCCUUCUGAGCGCCUGUUCAGCGCCGCAGGGAAUCUGGUGAAUGCCAAGCGAAACCAGCUGGCCCCGGCGGAGGUCGAUCGACUCCUGUUCCUGUACGAGAACACAAGGGUCGAUCGGGAGGUAGCUGUGGAUGAUGAUAAUGAAUGAGAACUUGCCUAACAGGAAGAUAUUGAGGGACAAAGACCAGGAUCAGUGGUGAAAGGAAAAAAAACCUGAGGGGUAAUCCAAGUCAUGAUUUGCCAUCAAUUUGAAAUAAAAGAAUUUUGAAUUCUUUUUGUUGAUCUGACUGUCUGAAUCAGACAGCUUAUACUUUGUUCUUGCAGCAGAUUCGAAAACUUCAAUUGUAUUUAUAAUAUGAGAUAAUACGUACACACAAAAAUACAAUAAUACAUGAUCAGCUGUACAGAUUCAAAAGAAGUUCUGCUUAAAUAACCUAGAUUGCUAGGAUUGAUGUCAUCUUUCUUCCUGGACCAGAAUGUGACAGAGAAUUAAUAUUGGUUCUGUACUAAAAUGCAGCUGCAAUAAGUUUUACAUUUUUAGUUAUUACAGUAAAGAUAGACUGAGUAAUAUUCUAUGAUUCCCUUAACUGUGCUUCAAUACCAGUUUUUAUGACAUAACUAUUGUUAAAUAUAACUUUAAGCUGUGCAGGCUGCAAAUAAUGCUCAAUAUUUCAAGUGUUACAUACUGGGAUUUAACUGGGGAGGCAAUGGAAAGAAUUGUUGAUUUGUUUUAAGCUUCAAGGAAGCAACCCAUGAAGGACUGUAUAAAAUAAACUUUAAAUAUACUUUA